Messenger RNA from Phaedon cochleariae (mustard beetle), 2851 nucleotides. Lineage: Eukaryota; Metazoa; Arthropoda; Insecta; Coleoptera; Chrysomelidae. The record is from the annotation of a GenBank genome assembly.
ACGUCUGUGACCUUAACCUCAUUCUUUUAGUUUACAUGUGUGUACAUGGUGUGUACACAACACAGUACAAAUCAUUUUCAAAAUAUAUCGUACAUUCUUCAUUGACGAUUGAUGAUGGAUGAUGGAAACUAUAUCCCAGUGUGAAAAUGCCAGGAAGUAGAAUAUUCCUCCCUUGCCGGGGGCUGGGCUACGUCAGUAACCACAUACCCAUACAAGUGAGGUACAUCAAAAGCAGACAAGAAAAUCUUAUCAUAACAUGCGUGGGGAAAUCGUUUCACACUUACGGAAUAUCCCAUUUCGGGCUCCUGAGCGUGAGUGGCUUGCAUCCCUCAGAUAUAACCAGCAUGACUGCCGAUGCCUACCAUGUUUACACUGCUUGUGAGAGCAAUAUUUAUGCCUGGCGAAGAGGCACAGAAUUGAAACACACCUACAAGGGCCACACAAAGAAUGUACACCUUAUGAUACCAUUUGGAGCCCAUCUGAUAUCUGUAGAUGAAGGCAGUAAUGUGAAAGUGUGGGAUAUAAAAGCAGAAGUUGUUCAUCUGGAACUGACAUUUAGUGCUAAAACUUUCAACAUUAGUGCCUUGAUGCACCCAAGUACCUACAUAAAUAAAAUACUGUUUGCUAGUGACAAGGGGGAGAUGCAAUUAUGGAACAUUAACAGUGGAAAGUUGGUUUACUCUUUCAAGGGCUGGAAUGCAGGGAUUUCUUGUAUAGAACAGGCCCCAGCCAUUGAUGUGAUUGCAAUAGGCUUGACUACUGGUAGAAUAAUAUUGCACAACAUCAAGUUUGAUGAGACUGUCAUGGAAUUCAUGCAGGACUGGGGCCUUGUAACUUCAAUUUCCUUCAGGUCAGAUGGACAUCCUAUAAUGGCUACUGGGAGUGUUCUGGGGCACAUUGUCUUUUGGGAUUUGGAUGAGAGAAAAGUUUCAAGUCAACUACUGGCUGCUCAUGAUAGUGCUGUAACAGGAAUGGUUUGUUUGUCAAAUGAGCCACUUAUCCUUACUUCUUCUCCAGACAAUACUUUGAAAUUAUGGAUUUUUGAUAUGACUGAUGGUGGAGCCAGACUUUUGAGAUUGAGAGAAGGUCAUUCUGCUACACCAAAAUACAUUCGUUUUCAUGGUGCUAAUGGCCACAACAUUUUAAGUUGUGCAGCAGACUCUACUCUCAGAAUUUUCAAUACACAAACAGAGCAGUUCAAUAAAAGUCUAGGCAAAGCUUCCUACAACAGAAAGAGAAGCAAAAAAAGGGGCAGAGCAGUAGAGGAUCCUUUGAAGAUGCCUCCCAUUGUGCAGUUCACUUCUGAGACAACCAGAGAAAAAGAGUGGGACAAUAUAGCUGCUAUCCAUUCUGGUCUGGCAGUGGUAACAACUUGGUCAUAUGAUAAAAUCAAGAUGGGGGAUCUGAAGUUGUUGCCUGAAAGAUUUAGGAAGAAAAAUGUUGAUGUCAAUUUGGAUGUGGUGGCAACUUGUGUUUGCCUUACACACUGUGGAAAUUUUGUCCUGGUUGGGUAUAACACAGGACAUGUAGACAGGUUUAAUAUGCAAUCAGGUGCAUGGAGAGAUUCCUAUGGAAAUUCCAAGGUUUAUGAUAGUCCUAUUAGAGGAGUUGGAACUGAUUCUUUGAAUCAGAUUGUAAUUACUGGUGGUGAUGACCAUAAAAUCAAAUUCUGGAGAUUCAAAAACAAAGGUACCGAUCCGCUGACCAUCAUCACCUUGGAGGAACCCAUCUGCUUUUUCCGCCAGCACCAAGAGAGCUCGAUGCUGGCGGCCGCCCUGGCCGACUUCACCAUCGCCAUAAUCGACUACGACACGCGCAGAGUGGUGAGAAAAUUCGCGGGGCACACUGCCCAACUCACCGACGCCGCCCUUAGUCCCGAUUCCCGUUGGUUGAUCACCUCGUCCAUGGACUGCUCGAUACGCACGUGGGACAUUCCGACGGGUGGAUUGGUCGACCAGUUCAAGACCGACGCGGCUUGUGUUUCGUUGAGCAUGUCGCCGACUGGGGAGGCGCUGGUUACUGCGCAUGUCGACUACUUGGGGAUGUUCCUGUGGACCAACAGGACCUUAUAUGAGAGAGUUACGCUGCAAACCUUGUCAGCUACCGAUGAUCCACCGCUGGUGACCUUGCCAGAAUGCCGGCAUGAACCUUCAGAACAAGAAGAAGAACAAAUCAGAGAAGAAGAACCGGAAUUCGUCUCUCCCGAGCAGAUCAGCAAGGAUCUUAUAACGCUCUCCGGUCUGUCCACUUCCAGGUGGCAGAACUUAUUAGACAUCGAGCUGAUCAAGAAGAGAAAUAAACCCAAAGAUCCCCCAAAGGCUCCUAAAGCCGCUCCUUUCUUCCUUCCAACUGUCGCAUCCCUGAAUAACAUACAAUUCGACUUGGAAGCUAGCAAGACCGAGGGUAGUAGAUUCAUGACCCCAGUGACGUUAGUGAAUUUGUCCGAAUUCGGUAAAAUGCUCCAGGGUACGAUUAGUACCAACGAUUUCCACCAGGUGAUUGAUAAACUGAAAACUCUUGGUCCGUCUAUGAUAGACUUUGAGAUAAAAUGUCUGGCACCUGAGGGUGGAGGUUCUGUUGAUGUAAUGUUACAGUUUUUGAAGUGUGUCGAAUUUAUGUUGAAAUCUAAUAAGGACUUUGAGCUGGCCGAAGCUUAUUUGGGGGUUUUCUUGAAAUCGCAUGGGAAUCUGAUGGCGAAAGAAGAGAUUUUGAGGAACUAUUUGCCUAAUAUCAGGAGCUGCCAUUCUGUGACCUGGGAAAGGUUACAAGAAAAAUUGUUUUAUUGCACUUGCGUGGUGCAGAAUCUGAAGACAAUGUAAUUGUUUGAAUAAAGUGAAAGACGGUGUUUUGU